UCAAAGGGACCAAUAUUAAGUAUUGUAGUGAUGAACAAAUGACGUUACGCCACGUGGCAGUAGAGUAAUCUUGAUUCUGUGGCAGUUAGAGAUGGAAAUGGAAAGGCCAAUCUUCAAGACACAAAUUUUAUGGUGCAAACGAAAUGACUCCUUACUAUAAGUCCUAUCUUCCACACUCUCUCUUCUCCUCAGAAAUUCUCAAAAAACCCAAAAAAAGUAACACUCUUUGCUAAUCUUUUUAGUGUUCUAGCCAUCCUCCCCAUCGGAUCUCGUCGCCCGUUGGAUUGAUAUGGCUACUGCUGUCUCGACCGUUGGAGCUGCCACCAGGGCACCUUUGAACUUGAAUGGGUCAAGCGCAGGGGCAUCAGUCCCAACAUCAGGUUUCUUGGGGAGCAGCUUAAAGAAGCAUACAAAUGUUAGAUUCCCAAGCAGCUCCAGGACAACCUCAAUGACCGUCAAGGCCGCCGAGAAUGAGGAGAAGAACACCGACAAAUGGGCUCAUUUGGCUAAGGACUUUUCUGAUGACCAACUUGACAUCCGUAGGGGUAAGGGUAUGGUUGACAGUCUCUUCCAAGCUCCUGCUGAUGCCGGUACCCACGUUCCCAUUCAGAGUUCCUUUGAAUACGAGAGCCAAGGUCUUCGAAAGUACGACAUUGACAACAUGUUGGGUGACUUCUACAUUGCCCCUGCCUUUAUGGACAAGCUUGUUGUUCACAUCACCAAGAACUUCUUGAACUUGCCCAACAUCAAGAUACCACUCAUCUUGGGUGUUUGGGGAGGCAAGGGUCAAGGUAAAUCCUUCCAAUGUGAGCUUGUGUUCGCCAAGUUAGGAAUCAACCCCAUCAUGAUGAGUGCCGGAGAAUUGGAAAGUGGAAAUGCAGGAGAGCCAGCUAAGUUGAUCAGGCAAAGGUACCGUGAGGCAGCAGACUUGAUUGCUAAGGGUAAGAUGUGUGCUCUAUUCAUCAACGAUCUGGACGCCGGUGCUGGACGUAUGGGAGGCACCACCCAAUACACCGUAAACAACCAGAUGGUUAACGCCACACUCAUGAACAUUGCUGACAACCCAACCAAUGUCCAACUCCCUGGUAUGUACAACAAGCAGGACAAUGCCCGUGUCCCCAUCAUUGUUACUGGUAACGAUUUCUCCACCUUGUACGCUCCCCUUAUCCGUGAUGGUCGUAUGGAGAAGUUCUACUGGGCUCCCACCCGUGAGGACCGUAUUGGUGUCUGUACCGGUAUUUUCAAGACUGACAAAGUUCCUGCAGAACACGUUGUUAAGCUCGUUGACGCCUUCCCUGGACAAUCUAUCGACUUUUUCGGAGCGUUGAGGGCUCGUGUAUACGACGAUGAAGUAAGGAAGUGGGUUAAUAGUGUAGGAGUGGACAAUGUAGGAAAGAAGCUGGUGAACUCAAAGGAUGGACCACCAGUGUUUGAGCAACCAGAAAUGACCUUACAAAAGUUGAUGGAGUACGGAAACAUGCUUGUGCAAGAGCAAGAGAAUGUCAAGAGAGUCCAACUUGCUGACCAGUACAUGAGCUCGGCUGCACUUGGUGAUGCCAACAAAGAUGCCAUUGACAGAGGAACUUUCUUCGGCAAAGCAGCUCAGCAAGUAAGUUUGCCAGUUGCUCAAGGUUGUACAGACCCUGAGGCCAAAAACUAUGAUCCAACUGCAAGGAGUGAUGAUGGGAGCUGCACGUACAAUUUGUAGGUCUUACUCAAUUUGUUGCAAUGGAUAUGAGAAAAAGGGGAACAAGUUUUAGUUAAUUUGGCUCUCUUAAUUAGAGGGAUUAUUAUUCCACUUCGUAUACUUUGCCUAUUUUUUUUCUUUUUUAAUUUUUGUCUGUUGGUGAGUUGUUUGUCCUGUAAUUUUGUGUUGGAAUUCACCAUCAUCUUGUUUGUGGAAUUGAUAAUUUGGGUUUUGGUUAUACCCUUUUCUCAUCA
This is a messenger RNA of Spinacia oleracea (spinach), 1941 nucleotides long. NCBI's taxonomy places the organism in Eukaryota, Viridiplantae, Streptophyta, Magnoliopsida, Caryophyllales, Amaranthaceae. The record is from RefSeq and is a predicted model, not a curated record.